Talpa occidentalis (Iberian mole) is the source of this 453-nucleotide messenger RNA. RefSeq names its product NKG2-A/NKG2-B type II integral membrane protein-like. The transcript is spliced from 4 exons. Gene Ontology annotation, biological process: stimulatory C-type lectin receptor signaling pathway; positive regulation of natural killer cell mediated cytotoxicity. The record is from RefSeq and is a predicted model, not a curated record. Bases 1 to 453 code for a protein of 150 amino acids. NCBI's taxonomy places the organism in Eukaryota, Metazoa, Chordata, Mammalia, Eulipotyphla, Talpidae.
AUGAAUGAGCAAAGAGUCACCUAUGCAGAGCUGAAGCUGGCAAAGGACUCAAAAAGGCCACAAGUGAAACCUAAAGAGAGCAAAAGCUCCACCACUGGAACUGAGCAGGGAGUAACCUAUGCAGAAUUAAGUCUUCACAAUGCUGCUCGGGAUCCUCAGGAGAAUGGCAAGUCCUGUCACCUCAGAGGCCUAUCAGCACCUCUGGAGAAGCGCAUUGCUGGGAUCUUGGGACUCACCUGCCUUGUCUUGAUAUGCAUUAUUGUGCCCAUGAGAGUUAUUUCCUAUACUAAUAAAAAGCCAGAGCAGAAUGAUUUCUCCUCAGAGCAGAAUGAUUGCCCAAACGUCACUAAUAGCCAGAAAGCCCUUGAAGUUGAUGAUGAAGAUUCGACAACCAUGGUAGCAAAGUCUUUAAGUCAUAGACGAGUCAGAAGACACAAAUCAGGGAACUUUUGA